Messenger RNA from Hipposideros armiger (great roundleaf bat), 2937 nucleotides. Its product is annotated as KIAA1191 ortholog. NCBI's taxonomy places the organism in Eukaryota, Metazoa, Chordata, Mammalia, Chiroptera, Hipposideridae. The transcript has 7 exons. Bases 951 to 1811 code for a protein of 286 amino acids. Gene Ontology annotation, cellular component: cytoplasm. The record is from RefSeq and is a predicted model, not a curated record.
ACCAUCAAAUUCACCCAUUUAAAGGGAAUAAUUUAGUGGUUUUCAGUAUAUUCCCAAGGUUGUGCAACCAUGACCAUUGUCUAAUUCUGUAACAUCUUCCUCACCCUGAAAAGAAAAGCUCUUACCCAUAGUAGUCACUCCCCAUCCCCCACCCCCAGCCCCAGGCAACCACCAAUUCCCUCUGUUUUUAUGGAUUUGUUAGCAGUUCUUAAUGUCAAUAGUAGUAAUAAUGGUAGCUGCUUGGUCCCCUUGCUGUUUAAAUGAAGUGUCUUUGCUGGUUUUGGACUUAUUGCCACACAGGUUGAUGUCUUGGAGAGUAACUGUAUAAUUUUAGCAACAGGCAAAUGUCACGCUAAAGGCAGGAUCUGGACAUUUAGUUCUGCUAUAAAAGGAUUAGCAAACAAACUGAACCUUGCUUCCUGUUGUGGCAGAGCCGAGAGUGCCCUUGAAGUAGGGUGCCUAACUCACAGCGAGACAUGCCACCAGUCAGUUGCAGGGGACGGGAAUGGCAGGGUCAGCUGAUGGUGCUUUAUGGAGGGGCUGUUAAUAGUUUCUGUGCUGGUGAUUGGCUCUGCUGUUGAAACCAUUCAGAACACUCGAAACACGUGAUGCGGAGGGUGCAUCCUUUUAACUAUUCUUGUAAUCGUGCUCUUGUUUUCUUCGGUGAGGCAGGGAGGCAGAGGGUCUGCAGUCGAGCCCCAGCUGGCUGCUUUCUGUGUGAACUUGAGCAGAUCAUUUCAUCUCUAGACCCUAUUUUCCUCAUCUGUAAAGUGGGAGCAAGAACUUCACAACCUCUUGAGUCGAGAGCAUUGACAUCCCUGUGGGGGCGGAUUCUGUCGCAUAAAGAACACAUGCUUUCAAAUCAGACAGGAUUGGAUUUUGAUUCCUUACUGCACUUUGAAGUUGUGUGACCUUGCUCAGCUCUUGAGCCCAGUGGGCCUCUGGGCACGAUGUCCCUGCCCAUCGGGAUGUACCGUCGGGCUUUCAGCUAUGACGACGCCCUGGAGGACCCUACGCCCAUGACCCCUCCUCCGUCGGACGUGGGCAGCGUCCCCUGGAGGCCAGUGAUCCCAGAGCGCAAGUAUCAGCACCUCGCCAAGGUGGAGGAAGGAGAGGCCAGUGUCCCCUCCCCGGCCAUGACCCUGUCAUCGGCCAUUGACAGCACGGACAAGGUCCCCGUGGUGAAGGCGAAAGCUACCCGUGUCAUCAUGAAUUCUCUGAUCACAAAACAGACCCAGGAGAGCAUUCAACGCUUUGAGCAGCAGGCAGGGCUGAGAGGUGCCGGCUACACACCCCACAGGGGCCUCACCACCGAGGAGACCAAGUACCUUCGAGUAGCAGAAGCACUCCACAAGCUGAAGCUACAGAGUGGAGAGGUAGCGAGGGAGGAGGAGCUGCCGGCCUCGGCCCAGUCCACCCCCAGCACCAGCCCCCACUCCUCCCCUAAGCAGAAGCCCAGAGGCUGGUUCUCUUCUGGCUCGUCUACAGCCUUACCUGGCCCAAAUCUUAGCACCAUGGAUUCUGGAAGCGGAGAUAAAGACAGAAACUCGGCAGAUAAAUGGAGCCUCUUUGGACCAAGAACCCUCCAGAAGUCUGAUUCGGGAGGCUUUGCCACCCAGGCCUACAAAGGCGCCCAGAAACCUUCUCCAAUGGAACUGAUCCGCGCACAGGCCACCCGCAUGGCUGAAAGUCCAGCAACCUUCCAGCCGCCCAAGAUGGACCUCCCAGUGAUGGAAGGGAAGAAACAACCGCCACGGACCCAUAAUAUCAAACCCCGUGACUUGAAUGUGCUCACACCCACUGGCUUCUAGAGCUUUCUCUUCCAGGGAUUCUGGAUAAGUGGGUGUCUGGCACCUGCUUCCCUUUCACCUUGGCUUUGACAUAGGAAAGGUUUUGGUUUUCUUUUUGUUGUUUUGUUUUUUCAAAACCUCUUAAUCCGAGGCUAGAGCUGGAGACAUAAUUGGUUUUUGAGAAACAUUAGUGCAAAGCUUGUCCUUGUGGAAGAAGCCAUUGUGUGUUGCUUUAAUUCAACGUUAGACUCAGUAAUCUCAGCAGUGACGUAUGUGGCCUCAUUACGAUUUUGGUAUCAUUCAGCCUAGACAAGAACUGUGAUCACUGCUUACUAGGUAACUAGUGUCUGUGCUAUGCCCAGCUGAGGCCUCUUGAUCCCUUUACUACGUCAGCGCGAGCACGGACAGGUCAUAGCGCAGAGGUGCUCACUGACCAUCCUGGGCCCUCAACAGUGCCGUGCUGUGCGUUCCAGCCUUGUCAGUCGGGGGACCUGCGACCUGUUUGCCAUCUGGGCCCAGUUCAAAGCCAGACUUGGCAAGGGCCUCUCCCCUGCCUCCUGGCAGAGCCUCCGGGCCUGCAGUACCUCUGUCACAAGCCCUGCAUAACUUCUGUUGCACUUUUAAAGUGAGGUUAAUUUGACUCCAGUUUGGUUGAAAACUUUCUAAGGCAGAAAUUCAACCUACUGGUUUGGUCUACAUAAAUGGAUGUUAAACUCUUUUAAAAAGAAGGUGGGAACGAUACGUAGAUACGUAGUCUUGAGGUUCAUGUGAAUGAAGCCUGCAUCACCCUGUUCUGAUUUCCUUGUUUGGGCCAGGGCCUGAGAGGUGGGAGAAGGAAAAACUUCCUAUAUGCAAUCUUGUCCCCCAAGAUGAGCCUCACACCUGUAUAAACACACAGCUGCCUGAGGACAGGAACCAGGGGCCUCACCUGUUCAUCACUUCCCUGUUGGCUGUGCUCCGUCAUUGUCCUGAACAGUUUCGAGUCCCCCGUUUUUGCUUUGGACAGGAUUGUGUCUACAUAAGAGCGGAGCUGGCCUUUUCAUAGGGAGGCGCUGGAGCCUCAAAUGAUCGGAACAAUUAAUUUAUUUGUCUUGUUAUGCUGGUACUUACUUGUUUUGACAAUAAAAAUCCAUACCACUUUCUCAAA